Messenger RNA from Glarea lozoyensis ATCC 20868, 888 nucleotides. RefSeq names its product alpha/beta-Hydrolase. Bases 1 to 888 code for a protein of 295 amino acids. NCBI's taxonomy places the organism in Eukaryota, Fungi, Ascomycota, Leotiomycetes, Helotiales, Helotiaceae. Gene Ontology annotation, molecular function: epoxide hydrolase activity. The record is from RefSeq and is a predicted model, not a curated record. The transcript has a single exon.
AUGGCACCAUACACCAACAACACCGUGGAAGCUGAUGGCAUUAACAUUUUUUACCGUGAAGCGGGUCCGAACGAUCCAUCAACACCCGUUAUCCUUCUCAUCCACGGCUUCCCAACUUCAUCUCAUCAAUAUCGAAACUUGAUUCCAGCUCUAACUGCUGGAUCCAACAACAAAUACAGAAUCAUCGCACCAGAUCUUCCCGGUUUCGGCUUUACUGAAGUUCCAGAAAGUCGAAAAUACAAAUACACCUUUGAAAACUUUGCUUUGAGCAUCGAAGCACUACUCGACGUGCUCAACGUCAAGAAAUACACACUUUACGGCUUCGAUUACGGUGCGCCAACCGGCUUUCGUAUGGCUCUUCGACGACCAGAGUCGAUUCAGGCGAUCAUCAGCCAGAACGGAAAUGCCUACGAGGAAGGUCUCGGCGAUUUCUGGAACCCACUUCGCAAUUACUGGGCCAGUGGUCUUGAAGAGCAUCGCGCAAUCAUUCGAGAUACACUGUUGAUAUACAAGACCCACAAGAUGCAAUACACUUUGGGAACACCUGAUCUCACCACAAUUUCACCGGAAACAUAUACGCUCGACGACGCUCUCAUGCUUCGACCAGGGAUCAAGGAUAUUCAACUUGAUAUCUUUUACGACUACCAAACCAAUUUACCUCUUUAUCCCAAGUUCCAGGAGUUCUUCAAGUCGUCCAAGGUACCUAUUCUAGCUGCUUGGGGCAAACAUGACAUUAUUUUUGUAUCACCGGGAGCUGAGGCUUUCAAGAAAGAUUUGGGAGAUCAAGUGGAACUUCAUCUUUUAGAUGCGGGCCAUUUUGCAGUGGAAAGUCACACGGAUGUGCUAGCAGAUCUAAUUUUGAAGUUCUUGGAGACGAAUGGAAUUUGA